Messenger RNA from Triticum aestivum (bread wheat), 876 nucleotides. Its product is annotated as transcription initiation factor IIA subunit 2. Gene Ontology annotation, biological process: transcription initiation at RNA polymerase II promoter. The transcript is spliced from 4 exons. The coding region runs from base 177 to 542 and encodes 121 amino acids. Lineage: Eukaryota; Viridiplantae; Streptophyta; Magnoliopsida; Poales; Poaceae. Gene Ontology annotation, cellular component: transcription factor TFIIA complex. The record is from RefSeq and is a predicted model, not a curated record.
AUUCGAAUUCCGCCGCUUCUCCUCCCCGCGCGAACCCGCCCGCCCGUCCCCUCCCGGACCUCGCCGGCAAGCAAUCUCCAAGGCCUCGCCGGCCGUCUGCGGCGCCAGAUCAGAAGCGGCUACCAGUGAGCCCGCAGCCGAUCGACCACCACGCCGGCCGGGACAGGGGAGGAGGGAUGGCGACGGAGGCGUUCGAGAUGUACCGGCAGUCGGAGAUCGGCUACGCCCUCACCGAGACGCUGGACGAGAUGGUGAGCAGCGGCGUGCUCAGCCCCGACCUCGCCAUCACCGUCCUCCUGCAGUUCGACAAGUCCAUGGGACACGCGCUGGAUAAGCAUGUCAAGAGCAGGGCCUUCUUCAAGCGCGGCAAUCUGCGCACAUACAGGAACUGCGAUGACGUCUGGACAUUAAUCUUGAGAGACGUGACGUUCAAGAACGAGGAUAUCGAAACAGUCCUCCACAAAGUGAAGAUCGUCGCCUGCGAUUCUGCUGCGCUUAAGAAGCCUCUCGAACCUAUUACUUGCCAUCAGUGCCAACCAUAGUCCACUUCAUGAUACACCAGGCGCCAUCCCCAAACUAAACAGACAGAACUAUUGACAAGUUAGAUAUGGAACUAUAUAUAUGUAAUAAGCACUACAUACUACAUACAGACAGAACUAUUGACAAGUUGAAAGUGAACAUUUACUCCAAGGGCAGCUGCUGAGAGUGGAACUUGAGCUCGUUGUGGAAGCUUUGUAACACGAACUGCUCCUCCGUGAUGAGAAUCGUCACGCUGCACUCCGACUUGGAGAAUGACUGAACGGUUCUCUCAUGUUCUUCCGGCAUGGCGUGUUGGGAAACAUAGUAGAAAACAAAAAGAACCACCCUAUGAAUCAA